This is a messenger RNA of Racocetra persica, 1204 nucleotides long. Lineage: Eukaryota; Fungi; Glomeromycota; Glomeromycetes; Diversisporales; Gigasporaceae. The record is from the annotation of a GenBank genome assembly.
AUCGUACAAUAUCCCAUCAACGAAUCUUGAAGAGAUCGGUUCAAGCAGUUGGGCUGCAAAAUUAGAAGACCUGAAACGUAAGACUCAAAGAAGAUAUUCCAGCCCGAUUCGACGAAUAGUGAGUACAAGAGUUAGUGUGUUAGUAAGCCGUAUCGAAAGAUUGAAGACAAACAAAGGCCUCGAUGAAAGACUUGGUGUUCUUAUUGUAGAAAAGGAAACCAUGACAUUAGAACAAAUCAUAGAAGUCCAGGAAAUGGUUGAUGAAACCAUAAGAGACCAUAGUCUUUAUGACCCACAAGCCCUAGAAUAUUUUUUUAAAAUAUUAACAGAUGUUAGCCAGGAUAACAACCCCGAUGUAUUCGAUGCCUACUACGACGAAUCUGCAGAAGAACCCCUUGAAAGUAUUGCUUUCAGCUCUAAAGAAGAAGAACGAGAAACCGAAUUGGAAGUUCUUCUUCAAAAGCUCAUCACCGAAUCUGAAGAAAAAAAUAACGACUUACCCGACGAUCGUAUAAAGGUUGCUAGAAUAGGAGGUGCCAAAGAAAUAUACCCAGUUGGACCUUACUGCGAAGAAGAUGGAGUUAAGGAGGUUAAAGAAAAAAAAGAAAUCGAAGUUGAAAAAGAAGAGGCUAGAGUUGAAAAGAACAAAGAAAAAGAAGUUGAAGUUAAAAGAGAAGAAAAGGAAGAAACUAAAGAAGAAAAAAGAGAAAAGUAUGAGGAAAACAUACCUGCGAGAAUCGGAAAAAUCUUAGGUGAAACCGAAGAUGAAGACGAUGACAAUGAAGCUGAUGAAGAUGAAGAAGAUAACGAUGACAACGAUGAAACGAUUGUAGAUAAAGAAGAUAAUGAAAAGAAAGAAGACGUAAAAGAACUUACCAAAAAAAGUAAAGACCUGGAUUACGCCUGCGAAUCGUGGAUAAAGAAAGUUGAAAGAUUUAGAAAAGACGGUGAUUCGAAAGAACAAUUCGAUCCUGGUGGGUUUGACCAAAGCAGAAUAAUAGUGGAAAAGGAUUUGGAAAAAGCUAAUGAAAAUCCCGAUGUUCGACACUGCCCUGGUCAAGUCGUAAAAGAAAAGGAAGGCACAAGGCUGAAGAGGUUAAGAAACAGCCAAUGCAUAUCUAGAAACCCGACGAAAGGACUUGCCCUAUACUUACCACAGUGGAAUGAAACUCGCGUAUAUGACCCUGGAGGAAAACAACGAUGA